CGUGAGUGCUUUCACAAGUGAUAAAACAGUAGUGGAAAAGUGUACUCCAUAUCUUGGAGAUGCGUUCUUUGAUAUUAAUUUAAAUACGAGAUUGACUUUGGUGUUCAUAUGUUCUACACACGAACCUAGAGUAAGGCUAAUCACGCUGCGAACACAAUUCUGCAGAGAGACAUAAAUUAUUCUUCCUUGUAUUUUUUCCCUAUCCACCACAUCUGAUAUAGUUUUAGAACUUUGCGACAUCUGUACUUUGCAGAAAGUGCUGAUCUGUUGUAUAAUGAAAGUUUUUGUGAAAGCCGCACUUCAUUUUGAAGUACACUCCUUCCAAUCUUGUACUUCUCCCGUUCAAGAGUGAAACAGACCAAGCGUAUUGAAGCAAGUAGCGGAUACUGUCACGUGGUACAGAUGUUUGUAUGAGAACAAGAUGGGUGACGCUAUAGAAGACGCUACCCUCUACAACUGCACAGCCAUGUUGUUGCUGCAGAUGGAUUCAGACACAAAUGUAAACUCUGUGUGGAUGCUGAACCGUAGUCAAGUGCUUGAUCUACUGGAUGCUACUUUGACAGAGGUAGAAACUUCUGCCAAAAGAACGGUGUUGCGUGAUUUUAUUUCGGAGUGCCUGUUCCCCUCACAGAGACCUUAUGAUCUGGCAUGGUGGCAGAAACUUGUGUGGACUGUAGUCUUUGCUGCAAUGCUUGUAGUUGCUACAGGAGGCAAUGCCAUCGUGAUGUGGAUCGUCCUUGUCUGAGAUACAGAGAGUGUCGAAAAGUAAAGAAGCCCUAGCUUCCCACCGUGGCGGCCCG
This is a messenger RNA of Cryptotermes secundus, 800 nucleotides long. RefSeq names its product tachykinin-like peptides receptor 86C. The record is from RefSeq and is a predicted model, not a curated record. The transcript is spliced from 3 exons. The coding region runs from base 422 to 745 and encodes 107 amino acids. Lineage: Eukaryota; Metazoa; Arthropoda; Insecta; Blattodea; Kalotermitidae.